AGUUGGAACUGCUCUGCUCAAGCUUUCCACAAGCUAUGACUGUGGGCUAGCUGAGUGCUCCGAUGUCGCAGAAGAGCAGGUUUUCCUCUGCCACGGCAGAGGCGCAAGGCCGUGCCCUGAAUGCCAAGAAGAAGUGGCAGAGCGCCAGCAAGAAAGCCACGCCGCAUCCCUCCAUCACGAACUUGGUACCUCAGAUCCUGACCGAGGCCGCCCCCGGCGUCAGCGUGGCCGCUCGGAGGGCCAUCUUCAACCAUGCCCGGAUCUUCCUGCGGAAGAACAGCCAGGAUGGGAAGAUGCGCCUGAUCAGGUCAGUGGUUCAUGGGGCAAAAGCUCAUGGCCAUGAAAGACACACCGUGUGCUCGAUGCAAGAGCAUGCUUCAGAGCAGCAGGAGCGCGAAAGAGCGAAGGAGCAAGCGGAGAAAGCGCUGCAGGAGGAGCAGAAGGCACAGGACACGCAGAAGGAGGAGGAGGAUGAGGAGGAGGUGCCUACUAUCAACAGCACCUUGAGAUCUGUGGAGUUUUUGCAGCAGCACGUGAGCCAGCUGCAAGAGCUUUCCAUGGGCUAUCAGGAGGAUACGGUCGUCCACAGGGCCCUAGCCACCGCCAGGCAUUGUGUGAGUGUCCUGGCAGAUCUGCAGGCUGCUGCCAGCGCCGACGUGGACGUCUUGAGGGAGGUGAAUGAGAGCCGAGAGAAGUGGCAGGUUCCUCAGCAGCUGCUGCAGGAUUUGCAGGCCAGCCUGGUCGCCAUGCGUUCGGCGCUGCAAAGCAAGCCGGGCAGUUCGAAUCUGGAGGCCGCGUUCCAGGAGUUUGUGGAGGGCGUCCGCCUUCAGAUCUCAGAGCUGGACCUGGGGAAGGCCGCGCCUUCAGCAGAGGUUCCGGCCGAGACCAGCGACGAGAAUGGCCAGGCCGAGCCGUUGGAGCCGUUGGAGCCUUUCGAGCCUUUAGAGCCUUUAGAGCCUUCAGAGGCGUUGGAGCCUUCAGAGCCUUCCGAGCUCAGCUCGGAGCCUGGGCCUUUGGAACCUCGAAAACCUUCGAAGCCUUUGGCGCCGCUAAGGGUGCCUCUGCAACCUUCGGAGACUUUGGAGUCCCCUUCCCAGACGGCUUCGGCGACGUCGCCCGAGCCUUCGGCUGGCGAGGCCCCCCCCGCGGUGACCCUUUCGCUGUCGGAGACCGGUGUCAGGACGCCGGAGCCAGCACGUCCCGCGGACGUGGGCGACGUGGACGUGCCAAGAGUGGAAGCAUCGGAGAAUUGCAUGGAGGACACCGAAUUUGACCAGGAGUUGGCCCCAGAAGUUCCAAAGCAAGGGCAACCUGGCCAGUCGUUGCGCAGAUUGCUCAACACCCCUGGAGAUGCAGGCGCAGAUGCGCGUGCAGAUGCAGGCGCAGAUGCAGGCACAGAUGCAGGCGCAGAUGCAGGCACACAGAGGGAUGCAAGUCAAUUGCAUGAUCAAAUGUCAAGGUGUGAUAGUGUGGAUGGCUUUGGUGAGGAUGAGGCUGGAUGUCAGGUGGAAGUGGCCGCCGCAGCCGUUUUGGCCAAGGAAGAGUGCAAGCAAGCAUUCAAAGAGGCGAAGGCAAGUAAGGCAGCCAAAGGCAAAGGGAAGAGGUUGAAGGAUCCCAAGCCGGAGAAAAGCUGGCACCUCGUGUCGCCUGAGAUCAAGCUCCCGCCUCUUUGGCCGCUGAAUCGCAAAGACACACCGGACUUGGACUGGAAGGUGGAAGACCUCAACAACGCGGAGCUCGACUUGUUGAACUCCAUCCUAGACGAAGGAAACGGGAAAAGUGGGAGAAGCGAACGGGAUGUGGCUUACGACACGGUGAAGGAAAGGUUGUGGAAGCAGGUCUUCUUCGAAGAGUCACCUAAGCGAAUUCCACUGCCCCCGCUGCCAAAAUCGUCGGUCUCCCGGUCCCCAAAGUCCUUUCGCUCCCUGUCCAAGCCCACUCCCUUGGCGAGCCUUGUUGACUUGCCUACCCGUGCUCGGUCAAGGCAAGUGUUUGACCCUUGACGAACAGAAGUUUUAACAACUUUUUCUAGAGACGUUUUUUGUUCAGCCUGCCAGGGUAGUUUGAACACAUAGCCAGGUGCCGUCAGCCAUAGCCUGAUGCUGUCAGCCAAGCUGCAGUUUGCAUCAGCUAUGUACCGGCUCGUAGCUACGCGCUCUUGCGCGUGAAGCUCACAAAAUCUUUAUUUGGACUUGGCGACGCCAUCUCUGGUGGUCUUCCGACGCAGACCAGUCAGGUCGCGAGUUAGUUUGGACUCGCUGGAAAAA
Molecule: messenger RNA, 2267 nt
Organism: Effrenium voratum
Lineage: Eukaryota; Dinophyceae; Suessiales; Symbiodiniaceae
Source: the annotation of a GenBank genome assembly